CUCACCACCAGUCAGUCCACCGCCACCCCACUCCGCCGCCAGGGAGUGCGCCGCGCAGCGAACUCGCCCGCCGCCGUCAAGCCUAACCCGGCGAGGGCCAUGGCCUCGCGCCUGCUGCCAUUGCUCGCGACACUCCUCCUGCUCGCGGCGGCGGACGCCACGCUCCACCCGGUGGACUACCUGGCGCUACAAGUGGUGCGGCGGUCCCUGACGGACCUCCCAGGCUCGCGCUUCUUCGCGUCCUGGGACUUCACGGGGGACCCCUGCGCCUUCGCGGGCGUCUCCUGCACCUCCACCGGCCGCGUCGCCACGCUCGCGCUCGGCGACCCGCGCGCGGGCGCGCCGGGGCUCUCGGGCACCUUCCCGUCCGCCGCCAUCGCCACGCUCCCCGCGCUCACGUCCCUCUCCCUCGUCCCGGGCCGCGUCACGGGGACUCUCUCCCCCGCCGUCACCUCCCUCCCGUCCCUCCGCUUCCUCGCACUCGCGGGGAACCUCCUCGCCGGCGACCUCCCGCCCGCCUUCGCGCCCGCGCUCCGCACCGUUGACCUCAGUAAGAACGGGUUCACGGGGCGGAUACCGACCUCGCUCCUCCAGCUCCGGGACCUCCGGACGCUCAUCCUCUCCCACAACGCGCUCGCCGGCGAGAUCCCGCGCGGGGUCAGGUCGCCGCUGCUCCACCUCGACCUCCGGAGCAACCGUCUGUCCGGCGGGGUCCCGCCGCUGCCAGGCACGCUGGUGUACCUCUCGCUGGCGGGGAACCGGCUGUCGGGACCCGUCGGGGCCGUGCUGCGGCGGCUGAACAGGCUGUCGUUCCUCGACCUCGGACGGAACUGGUUCUCCGGCGAGGUGCCCGGGGAGGUGUUCGCGUUCAGCCGGAUCGGGUACCUGCAGCUCCGCAAGAACGCCUUCUCGGGGGAGCUUCGUCCGGCCGGGCGCGUCCCGCCGGGCGCCACCGUGGACCUCAGCCACAACGCGCUGUCCGGCGCCGUCCCGCCCGAGCUCGCCACGGCAUCCGCGGUGUACCUCAACGGGAACAGGUUCGCGGGCGAGGUGCCGCGGGAGGUCGCCGCGGCGGCCGAGGCGGGGCGGAUGCGGGUGCUGUUCCUCCAGGACAACUUCCUCACGGGGAUCGCUGUGGGCGGCGUGCCGGCGAGUGCUGCCGUGUGCGCGCACUGGAACUGCGUCGCGCCGCCGCCGGCUGUCGUCGCCGCGUGCCCUGCCAAGGGCGGCAGGGGACGCCGCCGGCCGCAGACGCAGUGCCGCGGCCGGGCGGGGUGAGUUCUUCUUCACACGGAGAAGGGCUUUUGGUUGGGUUUAGUGGGUAACGAUGAUGGUAAGGAGGUCUCAUGGCUCAUGAGACCCACAAACCACAAUGAUUAGUAAUAAUUCUUGGUGUAUAUCUUUUUUUAGUUUGUGGUCAAUCCUGAGAUAUAGGGCUGUGAUUUUGUCAGUAGGACACGUGGACGGCGGAUGAUGUCGAUGUUUGUCGUUGCAAAUUACUACUACAUAGGAAAAGUUUGUGUAAAGGAAAAAGUUAGAAUUAAGGUGCUUUCAUGUUGUUUGGUCUCGACUUUGAAAUCAAAUGGAAAAAAAAAACCCCCCACAAUUUCUACUCUGUCA
This is a messenger RNA of Sorghum bicolor (sorghum), 1620 nucleotides long. Its product is annotated as probable LRR receptor-like serine/threonine-protein kinase At4g36180. The record is from RefSeq and is a predicted model, not a curated record. Lineage: Eukaryota; Viridiplantae; Streptophyta; Magnoliopsida; Poales; Poaceae. Gene Ontology annotation, molecular function: protein binding. The coding region runs from base 100 to 1278 and encodes 392 amino acids. The transcript has a single exon.